AUGUUACUUGAUAUUCAUGCGCUGAAAACGUCUAUAUUAGAAAUGCCAACUAUGGGAAUGGAAAAUCCAGCGCCACCACCAACAACGUUUACCAAAAUUGUAAAUAAAGGAAUUGGUAAAAUUGAAGCUAUAUUAAAAAUGAUUCUUACACCACAUGAUCCUCCUGAAGGAUUAUCCGAAAAUUAUAUUUUAUUAAUUGGUGACAAGAACAUUAAUAAUUUCCAAAAAAUAUUAGAACUUAAGGGAUUAAGGAGAAAUGAACAACAACAGUUGAUAGAACAAUUUCAACAACGGGUAGCAGAUGAUACAACAUUAUCCGAAAAUUCAAAUAUAUUAUCAUCAAUCAACAUAUCACAAUCUAUCGCACCAUCGUUACCUUCAUCAUUUCCCACGUUGUUUACCAAUCCCUCACCAUCGUCAAACGCGAAUUAUCAAUCGUCACAAACUAUUGGUGGUUCGAAUUCCGAUAAAAGUGCCGCUAAUAAAUUUGAAAGUGUAAGAAAAAUCAUGACCGUUAGUUGGCGCAGAAAUGAUUCUUCUAAUAAAAAGGAAGAUGAAAAAUGA
Messenger RNA from Funneliformis geosporum, 564 nucleotides. The record is from the annotation of a GenBank genome assembly. Lineage: Eukaryota; Fungi; Glomeromycota; Glomeromycetes; Glomerales; Glomeraceae.